This is a messenger RNA of Xenopus laevis (African clawed frog), 2101 nucleotides long. RefSeq names its product TNFAIP3 interacting protein 2 S homeolog (gene tnip2.S). Gene Ontology annotation, biological process: positive regulation of canonical NF-kappaB signal transduction; toll-like receptor 3 signaling pathway; regulation of canonical NF-kappaB signal transduction. The coding region runs from base 435 to 1868 and encodes 477 amino acids. Gene Ontology annotation, molecular function: K63-linked polyubiquitin modification-dependent protein binding. Lineage: Eukaryota; Metazoa; Chordata; Amphibia; Anura; Pipidae. The transcript is spliced from 6 exons. The record is from RefSeq and is a predicted model, not a curated record. Gene Ontology annotation, cellular component: cytoplasm.
UGGCAGACAGCAGCCUAUUGGCGGAUAGAGCAGCGGCUCGACUCGGUUCUGAGCAGAGUUCACGGGCAGCACGGGAGCCAUUGAGAUAAAUUCCGCCAUCCAGGGGAGAGCUUGUCUGCCCAUAGGGACAAGAGAGGGUAUUUCUUUGUGUGAGAGCCGGCGCCCUGCUGCUUGUAGUAAAAGUACUAGAAAACUCCGAUGGUGAGAGGAGGGGAAGCCCCAGACGGAAUUCCCAGGCCCCGCCUACCGGAGUAUAAAAGCCUGGGCAGACUCGCUCUGCACUCACUCACACACAGACUGCAAUGCGCGGUAUUGGCGCCUCUACUGCAACGUGACCACCGGACUGUGCUCUGAUUGGCGGUCUCUGCAACUGCUGCUGGAUUGGUCACCGUGUGGAUUUAGGGAGUUGCUUGUUGUUGUUUCAGCUCAGUACCAUGUCCUCUGUCAGUGACUGCAGCACAGACGCCCUAUUGGCCAGGUUCAAACUUCUGGAAGAGACGGUGGAUAAACUGCACAGGGAGAACAGAAGUCUGAAGAAAAAGCUGCAGAGCUGUCACACCCUCAACACUUUCUAUAAUGAAGCCAAACUGGAGGUGAAUAGCCUGAAACAAAAGCUGCUGCUCAAGGAAAGUCUCAUCCAGAAGCUGAGGGACAAGCAGCCUCUCCUGGGCCCUGAGGAACCUCAAGUCUCUUCUUCUCAGUCUUUGGUGGAGAGUUUGAUGGAGCAGUUGUCCUUAAUGAGGAGCAAACUGAGGGACACAGAGAGGACUUGUGAGGAGAAGGUGGAAGCCCUGAGCCAGGAAAUUAAGAGACUACAUCAGCAAGUGGAAGAUAAGGAUAAACAGGUCCAGCAAUAUUCCAGUUGGCCACAGCACGAGAAAGAACUGGAAAUCUGCCGCCUUCAGCAAACAUUGGCUGAUAAAGAGAGGGCUCAGGCCACCAGUGAAGUCCUGUGCCGGUCCUUGUCCGACGAAAGCCAACAACUCCGUCGCAAGCUGGCCGCCACCGCAGAAAUGUGUCAGCACCUGGUUAAGUGUCUCGAAGAAACACAGAGAAACUCAAAUCGAAAUGUGGAGGAGGCAAUACACACAGAAAGGCCCAACAAGAUCCUGAAUCUAGACGGCAGCAAUGAGUCAUCUCUCGGUAAACUUCAGGAAGAGAACCGUUUAUUAAAACAGAAAGUUGUUCAUGUGGAAGAUUUAAAUGCAAAGUGGCAGAAGUAUGACACCAGCAGAGAGGAGUAUGUAAAGGGGCUUCACCUUCAGCUGAAGGAGCUUAAGGCUCGUAUCGACCUAAGGUCGUCCCAUAGUGCUCACACCCAUGCGGAACUCAUGCAGAAAGAGAUCAUCCGGAUGAACAAACUAUUGGAGGAGAGGAUGAAAGAGUGCACCAAACUUAAACUGGAGAACGAAGAAAUGAUUGGUGCAAGAAUUGCGGAUUCAGAGCGCAUACAAGUGCUUGAGCAGCAGUUGCUAGUUUACAAAGACGAUUUCAUAUCUGAGAGGUCAGACCGAGAGAGAGCGCAGAGUAGGAUACAAGAGCUCCUGGAACAGAUCUCCUCCCUUCAACGCCAAACACGAAGGAUGGAUGAUCGAGAUGCGGCUGGGAAUUUCCACAUUUUUAUCGGCAACAAAAACAAAACCUUUGUGAAGAAGAACACGACAGAAGCCCCGAGGGGCAGUAGCCCUGAGCACACAGAGGGCAGGAGACAAGUAGCAGCAGCAGCAGCAGAAGCAGCAGAAGCACAGAGGAACUCUACCUCUGACAGACGAGCUCAGGACGAGCUCCAGUGCCCUCGCUGUUUUAGGAUUUUCAAGGACAAACUUGGUGUCAAUUUUCUUGAACACAUCUCCGAUUGCUGCCAGUGAACGCAGCUUUUCAGUUGGUCGCUGUUUACUUAACCACUACGAGGCACGGGCUUCGAUGGUCCUGUGUGAACCUUGUCAAAUCUGUGCCAAAAUGCUGCUACAUCCUUAGCUGGGUCACUGAAAUACUGUAAGAAAGGAAUCAAUUACUACAUCAAUACUUGAAUAAAGGAUCUAAACCUACAAGAGGACAAGGAUAAUCUAGGCACGUGGUGCAGGAAUGGGUGGAAAGAGCU